CUCCCUCUCUCUCUCUCUCUUUAGAGCUUUCACUUCCUCUCUAAUGGUGGAACCAAAACCCUAGAUUCCCCCAUUUACUUCCACACCUAAAAACUAUGAGAAUGAAGACUUUUCCUAGCUUCAUUCUUUUCUUUUCCUUCUUCUCUCUCUCCCUUCAAGCCUCUUCACCAUCUCAGUCUUUGUACAGAGAAAUCCAUCCGCUAAUAACCUUCAAAAACAUACUUCCCGACAAGAACCUACUCCAAGACUGGUCUCCCAACAAGAACCCAUGUACUUUCCACGGCGUGACUUGCAAAGACGACAAGGUCACUUCCAUUGAUCUCAGCUCCAAGCCUCUCAACAUCGGAUUCACCGCAGUGGCAUCAUCUCUCCUGUCUCUCACCGGACUAGAAUCUCUCUACCUCUCAAACUCCCACAUCAACGGCUCCAUCUCUAAUUUCAAAUGCUCCGCUUCUCUCACCACCUUGGAUCUAUCGAAGAACUUAAUCUCAGGCCCAAUAACAACCUUAUCAAGCCUCGCCUCAUGCAUAGGUCUCAACUCUCUUAACCUCUCCUCCAACACACUAGACUUCCCCGGGAAAAUCUCAAGCGGGUUAAAGCUUAGUAACACCUUAAAAGUUCUUGAUCUCUCAACGAACUUACUCUCCGGCUCAAACGUCGUCGUUUGGCUCCUCUCCAACGGCUGCCCCGAGCUCAAACACUUGGCGGUUAGCGGAAACAAAAUAAGUGGUGACGUGGACGUCUCUCCUUGCGUGAACCUCGAGUUUCUCGACAUCUCCUCCAACAACUUCUCCACUUCCCUCCCUUCUCUCGGAGACUGCUCCUCUCUGCAACACCUCGACAUCUCCGGUAACAAACUCUCCGGCGACUUCUCCCUCUCCAUCUCCUCCUGCACAAACCUCAGAUCGUUAAACAUCUCCGGCAACAAAUUCGCCGGAGCCAUCCCGUCUCUCCCACUCAAAACCUUACAAUACCUCUCCUUAGCUGAGAACAACUUCACCGGAGAGAUCCCGGAGAUUCUCUCCGGCGCGUGUAACACACUCACCGGACUCGAUCUCUCAGGAAACAAAUUUCACGGUACUAUUCCGCCUUUCCUCGGCGAGUGUAACCUCCUCAAAUCGCUGGCGUUAUCGAGUAACAACUUCUCCGGCGAGUUACCGAUGGAUACUUUGUUGAAGAUGAGAGAACUCAAGAAACUCGAUCUCUCCUUCAACGAGUUCUCAGGGGAGAUGCCGGAGUCUCUUACCAAUCUCUCCACUUCUCUGCUAACGCUAGAUCUCAGCUCCAACAAUCUCUCAGGUCAGAUACUCCCGAAUCUCUGCCGUAGCCCGAAAGCUACGCUCCAAGAGCUUUACCUUCAGAACAACGGCUUCACCGGGAAGAUCCCGGUGACGUUAAGUAACUGUUCGGAGUUAGUUUCGCUUCAUUUGAGCUUUAACUACCUCUCCGGGACAAUCCCGUCGAGCUUAGGCUCUUUAUCGAAGCUUCGUGAUCUGAAGCUGUGGCUGAAUAUGCUCGAAGGAGAGAUCCCUCAAGAGCUUAUGUAUGUCAAGACGUUAGAGACGCUGAUCCUCGACUUUAAUUAUUUAACAGGUGAAAUCCCUUCAGGUUUAAGUAACUGUACGAAUUUGAACUGGAUUUCUCUUUCGAAUAAUCGGUUAACCGGUGAGAUUCCUCGGUGGAUUGGUCGGUUAGAGAAUCUUGCUAUCCUCAAGCUGAGCAACAACUCUUUCUAUGGUAACGUUCCCGCUGAGCUUGGCGAUUGUCGGAGCUUGAUUUGGCUUGAUCUCAACACUAAUUACUUCAACGGAACGAUACCCGCGGAGAUGUUUAAACAAUCAGGAAAAAUCGCUGUGAAUUUUAUUGCUGGUAAGAGGUAUGUUUAUAUUAAAAACGAUGGGAUGAAGAGAGAGUGUCAUGGAGCUGGUAACUUGCUUGAGUUUCAAGGAAUCAGACCGGAGCAGCUUAACCGGGUUUCGACUCGGAAUCCUUGUAAUUUCACUAGAGUUUAUGGAGGUCACACUUCGCCUACGUUUGAUAAUAAUGGCUCCAUGAUGUUUCUAGACAUGUCUUAUAACAUGUUGUCCGGGUACAUACCGAAAGAGAUUGGUUCGAUGCCGUAUCUGUUUAUUCUCAACUUGGGUCAUAACUUUAUAUCCGGUUCGAUUCCUGACGAGGUUGGUGAUCUUAAAGGGUUGAACAUUCUUGAUCUUUCUAGCAAUAAGCUCGACGGGAGGAUCCCUCAGGCUAUGUCGGCUCUUACUAUGCUUACGGAGAUUGAUUUGUCGAAUAAUUUGUUAUCCGGUCCUAUUCCUGAGAUGGGUCAGUUUGAGACUUUCUCACCGGUCAAGUUUUUGAACAAUUCUGGUUUAUGUGGUUAUCCGCUUCCGCGGUGUAGUUCCGCAAAUGCGGAUGGGUAUGCUCACCAUUCAAGAACUCACGGAAGGAACCCUGCGUCCGUUGCGGGUAGCGUUGCGAUGGGACUAUUAUUCUCUUUUGUAUGUAUAUUUGGGCUGAUACUUGUUGGUAGGGAGAUGAGAAAGAGACGGAGGAAAAAAGAGGAGGCGUUGGAGAUGAUGUAUGCUGAAGGGGGUGGAAACUCCGGGGAUAGAACCGGUGGUAACAAUACGAAUUGGAAGCUGACUGGUGCAAAAGAAGCUUUGAGUAUUAAUCUUGCAGCUUUUGAGAAGCCGUUGCGGAAACUCACUUUUGCGGAUCUUCUCCAAGCCACUAAUGGGUUCCAUAAUGAUACUAUGAUUGGGUCAGGCGGGUUUGGAGAUGUUUACAAGGCGGUUUUGAAAGAUGGAAGUGCAGUGGCGAUCAAGAAACUGAUCCAUGUUAGUGGUCAAGGGGAUAGAGAGUUCAUGGCUGAGAUGGAAACGAUUGGGAAGAUUAAACACCGGAAUCUUGUUCCUCUACUUGGUUACUGUAAAGUAGGAGAAGAGAGGCUUCUUGUGUAUGAGUUCAUGAAGCAUGGGAGCUUGGAAGAUGUAUUACACGAUCCGAAGAAGGCUGGAGUGAAACUAAACUGGUCGAUGAGGCGGAAAAUCGCAAUUGGAUCAGCUAGAGGACUAGCCUUUCUUCACCAUAAUUGCAUUCCCCAUAUCAUCCAUAGAGACAUGAAAUCUAGCAAUGUUUUGCUGGAUGAGAAUUUGGAAGCGAGGGUUUCAGAUUUUGGCAUGGCGAGGUUGAUGAGCGCGAUGGACACGCAUUUAAGUGUCAGUACAUUAGCCGGUACACCAGGUUAUGUUCCUCCAGAGUAUUACCAGAGUUUCAGAUGUUCUACAAAAGGAGACGUUUAUAGUUACGGUGUGGUCUUACUCGAGCUACUUACGGGUAAAAGACCAACAGAUUCUCCGGAUUUUGGAGAUAACAAUCUUGUUGGAUGGGUGAAACAACACGCCAAACUGCGGAUUAGCGACGUGUUCGACCCCGAGCUUUUGAAGGAAGAUCCAGCGCUAGAGAUCGAACUUUUACAGCACUUAGAAGUUGCGGUUGCGUGUUUGGAAGAUCGGGCUUGGAAGCGGCCGACCAUUUUAGAAGUCAUGGCGAUGUUUAAGAAGAUACAAGCGGGGUCGGAGCUAGAUUCACAGUCGACGAUAGGAUCAAUAGAGGAUGGAGGAUUCAGUACAAUAGAAAUGGUUGAUAUGAGUAUAAAAGAAGUUCCCGAAGGCAAAUACUGA
Eruca vesicaria subsp. sativa (arugula) is the source of this 3683-nucleotide messenger RNA. Lineage: Eukaryota; Viridiplantae; Streptophyta; Magnoliopsida; Brassicales; Brassicaceae. The record is from the annotation of a GenBank genome assembly.